AUGUCAGAGAACCCGAAAGGAAUUAAUCUAUCGCCAGAGAAUUUAAAGUGCGAAGAAUAUCAGCUCAGGAUAACUCAGCUCGAAGCCCAAAUCCAAGAUAUGAGCGCGGAUCAUGAUCAAAGCACCAAGGCAAUCAAAGACCUAACAAGCGAGCUACGUCAGCAGCAAGUCAUCACAGAGAAGCAUUCUGACGAGCUAAAACUCCGAGAUGAGACUAUUGAGGCUCUUCGAGGAGAGCUUUCUGCUUGUCGCGAAGAACAGAAGCUAAAUAACGUAACAACCGGUCCUCAAGAUGGCCUGCAGUCAUUAACGGCCACCAAAUGGCACGCGCCCAAAGAGGAUCGCUACGCAAGAGAUGAGCUCUUCAAAAUAGGAGAUAGAAUUCGGCAGUGGGCUAGAAACAACAGUGCGUCAUUUACUGAUCUGGACGGUGUGGCGACAAGUGAUACAGAUUCCGCUGUAAAGUACCUAAGCGGUUACUGUGCUGUUAGGGACUGGAAGGCGCUGAUCAACAAGUUUCCUGUCUCCAAAGACAAGGCCCCAGCGCUUCUUGUGCAAGCCAUUUUGGCCAAGGACCUGUUUGAAAGGUUGUUCAAAGACCCUUUUUUUGCUUUCAUCGCAAUUGAACGCGACGAGGCGAUGCCACGGCCAGCGCAAAUGCGUGUACUUCAGGACGGCAUAACGAGAGUCAGCAAUGACGACGCCCAUAUCUGGCGUUCUCAAACCAUCCGCAGUCUUUCCACUGCAAAAGAUCCAGAAACCCAGCCGUUUCUCGCAGCCCGAAUCGAACCAGUUUGCAGGCAGUUUAUAUCAGAACUCCUUUCUAGCCCAAUUCGCUUCCUACUUCGUACUAGCGAGAAAUCUACACAAAGCUAUAACAAGUGGGUCGAAGAGCUACUCUCUUUAUACAAAGUGGCAGCGCAGCUUGCACUUAUACUAUGGGGACAGCGAGCUUCCAUAGCUGUUCGGACACUGGAUGAGCUACCACUAUUCAGGAUAGGGGACGAAGAGGUUAGCGCCCACCGAUUGCAUCAUCUGGACGAAGAAGACACCAGGCUAGAUGGGAAGAAGGCGCUGUUACUGGUCCAACCAGCCAUAUUGGCUUUCGGCUCUGAAAGCGCCGAACACUAUGACCAGCAUAAAGUAUGGGCGCCGGCUGUUGUGCUGCUUGACACUCAAUAG
Molecule: messenger RNA, 1182 nt
Organism: Aspergillus nidulans FGSC A4
Lineage: Eukaryota; Fungi; Ascomycota; Eurotiomycetes; Eurotiales; Aspergillaceae
Exons: 2
Coding region: 1-1182 (393 amino acids)
Source: RefSeq, a predicted model, not a curated record